This is a messenger RNA of Danio aesculapii, 7553 nucleotides long. It is a transcript of the gene erbin, whose product is annotated as erbb2 interacting protein. Gene Ontology annotation, molecular function: protein binding. Gene Ontology annotation, cellular component: adherens junction; postsynaptic density; postsynaptic membrane. The transcript has 26 exons. Gene Ontology annotation, biological process: neurotransmitter receptor transport, endosome to postsynaptic membrane; neurotransmitter receptor transport postsynaptic membrane to endosome. The coding region runs from base 437 to 4585 and encodes 1382 amino acids. The record is from RefSeq and is a predicted model, not a curated record. Lineage: Eukaryota; Metazoa; Chordata; Actinopteri; Cypriniformes; Danionidae.
AACUGUAGUGCAGACUGGCCAGUGCUCGAGCGCUGCUUUCACUGCUCCAUCACUUCAAUGACUGCUCCUUCGCGGCUCAAUGUAAAUUCAUGAUCUCGGCGACCUCCGUGGUCGCUUUUUACUGUACGGACACUUUUUUGUUGCUCCCUCGUCUCGUCAAACCAUCUAUAUUUUUUGCAGCAGCCAGAAAACUUCAAGCAGCUGUGAGCAACUUUCCGUCGCCCUGUGAGGUGAAGAAUGCAUUAGCUCGCUCAGCUAGCAGCAGCUUUCUUCUUCGGCUUUCCAGCAUCUAGCGCUGUUUCUCGUGGGCUUUGUGAUGUUUUUCCGUGUCUCCAGUCGUGAACUAACCCUCAUGGAUUAGCUGAAUGAUUUCCCCCUCGUAAAUGAAAGGAAAAUAACGGAAAGGUUUAGUUUAAGUGCCUGAGCUGUGGUGAGGAUGAGUAGCAAGCGGAGUCUGUUUGUGCGGUUGGUGCCGUGCCGCUGCCUGCGGGGCGAGGAGGAGACCGUCACCACACUGGACUACUCACACUGCAGCCUUGAGCAGGUCCCUAAAGAGAUCUUCAGCUUCGAGAAGACCCUGGAGGAGCUCUACCUCGACGCCAAUCAGAUCGAGGAGCUGCCCAAACAACUUUUCAACUGCCAGUUGCUCUACCGAUUGAGUCUACCGGACAACGACCUAACAGUUUUGCCACCGGGCAUCGCAAACCUCAUCAAUCUCAGGGAGCUCGACGUCAGCAAGAAUGGCAUCCAGGAGUUUCCUGAAAAUAUCAAGAACUGUAAAGUCCUGGCCAUCGUAGAAGCGAGCGUGAACCCCAUAUCAAAGCUCCCAGAAGGCUUCACACAGCUCCUCAGCCUGACCCAGCUCUACCUGAACGAUGCCUUCCUUGAGUUUCUACCAGCCAGCUUCGGCAGAUUAACCAAACUGCAGAUUCUAGAACUGCGGGAGAACCAGUUAAAGAUGUUGCCAAAGAGCAUGCAUAAGCUCACGCAGCUGGAGCGUCUGGAUCUGGGCAGUAAUGAGUUCACUGAAGUGCCUGAAGUAUUGGAGCAGCUCACGGGAAUCAGAGAGCUGUGGAUGGAUGGGAAUAAGCUGACAUUUGUACCAGGGAUGAUUGGGGCGCUGAAGCAGCUUUCCUAUCUGGACGUGUCCAAAAACAAUGUGGAGAUGGUGGAGGAGCAGAUAUCGGGCUGUGAAAACCUGCAGGAUCUGCUGCUGUCCAACAAUGCUCUGACCCAGCUGCCAGGAUCUAUAGGCUCCCUGAAAAAACUAAGCACUCUGAAGGUGGAUGAUAACCAGCUCAUGUACCUGCCUGACACCAUAGGCGGACUCUUGCAUCUGGAUGAGCUGGACUGCAGCUUUAAUGAAAUCGAGGCUCUGCCGUCCUCCAUCGGCCAGUGUGGAAAUCUGCGGACGUUUGCUGCUGACCACAACCUGCUCGCACAGAUGCCUUCAGAGAUGGGCAGCUUGAAGAACGUCACCGUUCUCUUCCUGCACUCAAACAAGCUGGAGAAUCUGCCGGAGGAGAUGGGCGACAUGCAGAAACUCAAGGUCGUCAAUCUCAGCGACAACAAGCUGAGAAACCUUCCAUACAGCUUCACUAAACUCAAUCAGAUGACCGCGAUGUGGCUGUCUGAAAACCAGUCGAAGCCCCUCAUUCCCCUGCAGAAAGAGGAGGAUCCGGAGACGCACAAGAUUGUACUGACGAACUACAUGUUCCCUCAGCAGACCAGAACUGAGGAAUACGUGCCCAACUCUGACAGUGAGAGCUUUAACCCGUCUCUGUGGGAGGAGCAGCGUAAGCAGCGAGCGCAAGUGGCAUUCGAGUGUGACGAGGACAAGGAUGAGAGAGAAAUGCCGCCGCGGGAAGGCAAUCUGAAGCGAUACCCCACACCAUACCCUGAUGAACUGAAGAACAUGGUGAAAACAGCUCAGUCCGUGGCACAUAGACUUAAAGAGGAUGAGUCUGGGGAUGAGGCUGGAAAAGAGCCCAGGGUCAGCGAGAGGAACCAUAUUGGAGUGCAGGACGUUGGAGUGAAGGUAAUUGAAAGUCCUUGCACCAAUGGCAAACCUGCUGAAAUGGAGCCUAAAGCAACGAUGAACAGCAAUCACAAUUACGAACCGAUAGAUUCAGUAGACAACCACAGCAUUGAGAGAAUCCCUCUCAAGACUUCAGACAACAUGAGAGCUAUGGUGAACCAUGAUGACACGCUUGAGGACUCGGAGGAGCUGUCGUCUGAGGAGGAGGAAAUGAAGAUAGCCGAAAUGAGACCUCCACUUAUUGAAAUCUCCAUUAAUCAGCCCAAAGUAGUGGCCCUUAGCAAGGACAAAAAAGAUGAUGGGAAGGAUGCAGAUUCUUUGCUGGAUGAGACGGUGGCCAACAGUAACCAGAACAACAGCAACUGCUCUUCACCCUCACGCAUGUCUGAUUCAGUGUCCUUGACCACAGAUAGCAGUCAGGACAAUUCCCUCUGCACCCCAGAGAGGGAGUCAAAGAUGCCUCUCAUUCCAAAACAUGGACAAGAGGAUGAAAACCUCAACCAGUUGAAGCAGAUGACCCCUCUACUCCAGAACUGUAACGGCUCUGAAACAUCCCUACAGACCAUCCUGAAGAACCAGCAGAGCUACGAAAGCAAGUCAGACCAGAUGGCCGACUACAGUUUCUCCAUGGAGGAGAGAUUAGCCCUCAUUGAAAAGGGCAUAAACAAUGGUGUGACUGACCAGUACAGCAAGUGGGAUCAGAUCAACAUGAAUGUGGCCAAACUCUCACCUGACAACAUGUUGGCUUAUGAGGAAUUGGAAAGAACAAAGAGUCCCCCAGCCAAGGAGACCAUGUCGAGCAACAACAAUGCCAUGGUGUCACUCGAGAACCUUGAGAAUGGCAAUCGGCUUCAGAAAACCCAGUCUGGGGAGAAUUUCAAUAGCCGAACGGAUCAAGUUCCCUUGCGGUAUGAGUCUGUGAGGACCGUCUCAACAGGUGUAACCGCAUUAAGCGAUAUGAGUCUUUCUCGUAGCACAGAGGAGUUGUCGCCCGAGAAGAAAUGUCCACCAGCCCCAGUGGUGAAAUCUCAGAGCAUGGCUAAUAUGGAUGGUGGAGGUAUGAAGCUGUACUCCAUCGAGGGAGAAAGCCCCCCAUAUGAAGUGGCAUGUGCAAGCAGAACCUCUGUAGCAGGGGCUCAGGGCCAGAGCAUUGUCCGCUCCAAAUCUGCCUCCUUGCUCAAUGACCAGCCUUUGCAGAUCUACCCUGGUUCUUCAGCUUCAUCUUCUGACUUGCUGUCCAGCUCUAAACCUCCGGUAAGCAGCGCUCGCUACCCUGCCGGCCCCCCACCACAGUAUAACAUCCAAUAUGCCAGCAGCAAUGUGCCCAAAGAUAACCUGUGGAGCCAACGUACGCCUGUACCUCCUGACCAGCCCUACAUGCCACCACAGCACUCCCUCGCCAACACCAACUUCUCCAACCGCAACAACGCCCCUCCAUACCCACAGCCACAACAACGUGGCCCGCCCAAGACCCCAGAUAUGUGGGCCAAGGAAAGAAUGCUCCCCCAAGUUGGCCAGCGUGGCACGUUACAAAGACAGGGUAGCGGAUCCUCUGGCAACCCCAUGUGCAUGCCGGACCCACGCCGCAUACCAGGAAUGGAAGGAGAGUACAUGACCUACCGAGACAUUCAUGCAGCAGGACGGGGGCCCCUGCAGAUGAGCCAGGCUCUUCACAGACCUUUGUCCGCUCGCACAUACAGCAUGGAUGGACCCAAUGCUCCUCGACCACAGAGUGCCCGGCCCCCGCCUCACGAGGUUCCAGAGAGGACCAUGUCCGUCAGUGACUUCAACUACCAGCAGGGCAGCCCCACCAAGAGAUCCAACAUGAGGGUGAAGUCCGAGCACUCAUUGCUGGAUGGGCCAGUUGGUGGAGGCGGCCGAGUUCCAGCUGACUGGAGGGAUCAGGUCAUGAGACACAUUGAAGCCAAGAAGAUGGAGAAGAGCAUUCUGUCUCGGUCUUUGGCCAAUCUCAAUGGCAGUCAGAGCUCUCUGGCCUUUAGCGCUGUAGACGGAUGGCAGAUUGGAGCUCAUGGGCCAAGCGACGACGUCUUCAGUCCUCAUGGACAACAGGGCUACCAUAUCGACACUCUCAGAAAAGUGCCUUUGAUGAAUGGCCAAAUGUGUCCUCCUGUCAGAUCUCCAAUGAGCUGCACUCAGCCACCAAUGGCACGACACCCUUCACGAGAGCAGCUCAUCGACUAUCUGAUGCUCAAAGUGUCCCAGCAGCCCCCGGGGCCUCAGCGGGUCCCACACGAGACACUGCAACAGGAGGUUCAUGUGAAGAUUGAGAAGAAUCCUGAGCUGGGUUUCAGCAUAUCAGGAGGCAUCGGUGGUCGUGGGAAUCCUUUCCGUCCAGAUGACAAUGGUAUCUUCGUGACGAGGGUUCAGUCUGAGGGACCUGCUUCAAAACUCCUUCAGCCUGGAGACAAAAUCCUCCAGGCAAACGGAUACAGCUUUGUCAACAUCGAUCACGGACACGCAGUCUCCCUCCUGAAGACAUUCCCUAACACUGUCGAUCUGAUCAUCAUUCGAGAGAUGGCCGCAUAACAGAGGAAACCAUCUUAUUUUUGUACCGAGAGGAGACAAUGCUAUAUAUAGUCAAUUUGUACUGAUGAAAACAGAUGUUUGACCGCCGGUGAAAAGGGGCGAAACCACUGCAUCCAGUGGCAGACGGACAGUGUCUGAACGCAUGCGCCUUCACUGUGGCAUAGCCUGUCGGUUCACUCAAACCGAUAAGAAAACCUGUGCUUUUUGUAAAGAUAGUUUUUGAUUUUCCUUUUUAAAUGCAUCAUCUGGGUAGAGUUCAUGUGGGACGUUUAGCUGUAGCGGAGCGUUUGAGGGCAGGGCUCUCUUAUCACGUCACAUCUCACUUUGGGUAAUUUUAUCGUUUAAAAGAAAUUUUUAAAACCACUUUUAUGAGCUGUGUGAGAUUUUCGAGCUAGAAGACAAUGCUACGUGCUAACUGUGGUUAAUGAAUGUAGAACUGGGGUGAACUAAACUGAACUGGAUGUGAAACCUGUUGUGAAGAAAAACAAAAAUUUGGAAAAAAGUCGUCUGGAAUGUUCCUUCAAGCGAUAUAACUUUCACCAAACAAAACUGGACAACAAACUUUAGCCCAGAUUCCACCUGUGCUACGAAUGCGCUGAAAAAGCUCCCUGUAUGUGAAAAAUGGACCGGAAUGGUGCAAAAUUGGGGAUUUCGAAAGAGAACACGAGGUGCAAGGACACAGAAAGUGGUUCAAGCUCUCUUAACCAAAGCAUUUUGGGACACUGUGGCUGGGCAGCAUGAAUCUGCUGGCAUGUCAACUUAUUUUUACUUCCACGACAACACUCAAUUCAAAUCACUCCCAGCAUUCAUGCUCAAACAUAGUUUUCUUAUUUCAUUUUGGAACGGUUUUUCUAUUCUGUGAAGAAGAUUGUAGACAUACUAUUUUAUUCUCUUACGGAAACGUUCUAACAUUUGACUAGCGUUGCAGUCAUGCUUUUGGAGGCUUCGACGCAGGGCUGAGAAAACGAUAUGUCAAGUGCCAUAGACCCUGAACUGUCAGAUAUGGGUUCGACCCAGAGCAAUACUCCUACCGAUCCAUGUCGCGAAUUCAGAGGCCUUAUAGGGCUGACGAAUGACACAGUGGGCAAAAGAGCAAUAGAAAGUCCUUUAUUCCAUUCGCAGGAUGCAGUCAGUUGCGUUUUUGUUUGUUUGUUUUUUAUAAAUGAAAGUAUCCCAUUUAGUAUUUCUCGAUUGAUACAGCGUUUUAUAUUGUAAAUCUUUUAAAGAUGAACACAUAGGAAAUGGCAUUAGAUUUUUUUGUAAAAAAAAAAGUUCGUAAAGCCUAAAUAGUGUACGAAUGUCCUGUCACGUCAAAUUAGCGAUUGCACUGCUGUUUCCAAACACCCCAUGAAGAUUAUUGUAACAUUAUAUAUGUGGAUGCAUCAACUUUUUUUUUAUAGCAAAAAUAUUUUAAACAGUGUCAAGCGAAAGCAAAAACGUCAGUCGUAAUGUUUGUAAUUGAUAAAAUAGUCACGUUGAAAGGCCAUGAAUGAUUUAUUUGUCUGCAUAUGUGAACGACCCACUGUUGAUUGUAGUACUGUGUGUAUUAUUUGCAUGAAACUUCUCUUUUUGAUCGUUCUUCACUGUAUGCUUGACUGAGUCGACGUAAUCAGAUUAACUUACUGAUAAUGUGACAAAUGCGUAAUUUGAAGAGAACUCAAAACGUCAUUCGAAAUCGAUUCCAUAUUGGUCAAACAUGUGAUUUAUAAUUAGCUCUGAUUCUUCAAGUAUGUUCAAUUGGAAGUCAGGAUUGUCACUUAAAUGGAUAGCUCACCCAUCUAAGAUUCAGAUGUUGUUUUAGUAGUACAUUACAGAUAUUGGGUAAAAACGUAAUAUAUUACAAUCUUUAAUCUAUUUUAAUCCUUAAAAAAACAAAGCAAUAGUAACUUGACACAAAUUUUCACAUUUUUUUUUUACCUAAAUACCUAAGUAACACUUUUAGUUAAUUUUGAAAAAAUAAAACUGACUUAAGAUUGUAAUAUAUUACUUUUAAAAGUAGUUUUACCCAGUACUGAUCACAGAAUACUUUUAAAUGAAACUUUGGUCCUUGGUGAUUCAUAUAAUGCAUGUAAAUUUCUAUAUAGGGAACUUUGAGAGUCAAAAAACAUAUAGGCAAAACAAAAUGAAUUCUCUUGACUAUACAGGACCCUUGAACGUUUAAGUUUAUGCUGUUGUAACUAAUAAUCAAUUCCUGACACUGAUUGAUUGAUUCCCUUUUUAAUUCCUCAUUGAGUCAUCAGGAGCAAAGGGUAUUAAUGUUACCUAUAUUUAUUUUUCGACUGUCAAAGCACCAUAUAUAGCCAUUUACUUGCAUUAUAUGAAUCACCAAAGACAUUUUCAUCUGAAAAUCUUUUUUGAUGCUCUACUGCAGAAAAAAAAAGUCUCCCAUAUAGGCUGAAAGAUUAACAGCUAGUGUCUAUUUUUGGGUGAGCUAUCCAUUUAUAGUGUAUAAUGUUAAUAGUUAAAACUACACUCCUCAACUUUGCUGUGAAUGCUUUGUGUAAUGCAAUGUUUCUGUGGAUGCUGUUCCUUCCAUUUUGUCACAAAUCAGUCUAGCGUAGGUCCUUCGACUGUCACUUUCUUAUUUUAUUUUGUCUGUAUAGACAUUGUAAAAUCAUAACAACAGUGACUAAAGUAAACUGGCGUUUUAUUUUUUUAAAUGUCCCACCUUAUUUAUUUAGCAUACUUUACUCUGAUAUUUCGAGAUUACUAAUCAAAAUGUAAAUACUUUUUUAAAAAAGGUCUAUGAUUUGUUCAUGACAUUAGUGAUUACGUCUUUUAAGAAACCAGCAAUAAUUUGCAUCACAGAAGCAGCCCUAUUAAUGUAUAGCUAUGUCAAAAGAUCCUCCACAAGCAGCUACUAUUAAGAUGAUCGGUAUGCAUUUAUUCAACAUUCCAGAUUUUGUAAAUAAAUUUGCUUUCCAUGGUGUCCUGUGGAAAGAAUAAACCAACUAAUGCUCUUUCAAAA